Messenger RNA from Carcharodon carcharias (great white shark), 2775 nucleotides. RefSeq names its product patched domain-containing protein 3-like. NCBI's taxonomy places the organism in Eukaryota, Metazoa, Chordata, Chondrichthyes, Lamniformes, Lamnidae. The transcript has 5 exons. The record is from RefSeq and is a predicted model, not a curated record. Bases 1 to 2775 code for a protein of 924 amino acids. Gene Ontology annotation, cellular component: membrane.
AUGACUCAGUGCCAGACUAAUUGCAUUGAGAAACAUCUCUGCAGUGCUUUUCGUAAACUUGGAUAUUUCGUGAGUAAAAAUGCCUGGUGGUUCUUCACAAUUCCUCUGAUCCUUUCAGCAGGUCUGGGUUCAGGUUUUUAUUUUUUAUCCAAAAAUGAAGCCAAUGACAUCGAAGAGCAAUUUACACCCAUUAAUGGACCAGCAAAAUCUGAGAGAGAGUUUAUUAAAAAACAUUUUCCAACCAAUGAACUUAAAUUCUCGGGACAGAGGCUUUACACAGAGGGGUCAUAUGCUUCUUUGAUUGCUGUUUCGAAAGAUGACAACAUCCUUACAAAUAUUGCCUUUCAAGAGAUUGUAUCACUCGAUGAAAAAGUUAAGCAGUUUAGCCUCGCUUAUACCCGGGAUGUCACUGUCAACUAUUCUUCUCUUUGCGUACGGACAGCAGGCUCUUGCUUUUCAAAUGGAAUUUUAAAUUUUAUAUAUCACAGUUUGGUAACCAGAACUAAAAUUAAAUAUCCUAUAAUGAACGAAACUUUUAUUGGUUUAGCUGUCGGAGGUGUAAAACUAAAUCAAAGUUACAUUACAAAAGCAAAGGCGAUUAGACUUGAUUAUUAUUUACAAGAAGGUAAUGAUGAAAUAAAAAAGCGCAGCUUGCUGUGGCUCAAGAAAUUCCUUCAAAUUUUUCCAAAUGAAUCGAAGAAUCAGGAGAGCAUUACGGUCUCUUAUUUCACAUCACUAUCAAGGCAAGAAGAAUUUGAAGAAAAUUCUAAAAGAAUUAUUCCUUUGUUCUCUAUUACAUAUUUUCUUUCAAUAUCCUUCUCCAUCACGUCUUGUUUCAGGUUUGACUGUGUGAGAAACAAGGUCUGGGUUGCUGCUCUGGGAGUUAUAUCAGCUGGAUUAGCUGUGCUGUCAGGAUUCGGGCUGCUGUUGUUCUGUGGGAUGAAAUUUGCCAUCAAUUCUGCUAAUGCACCUUUUCUGAUUCUAGGUAUUGGUGUAGAUGAUAUGUUCAUUAUGCUCGCCAGCUGGCAAAAGACAAAUGUUAAAGGUGAAGUUGAAGAUCGCCUGGCAGAGACUUACGCUGAAGCAGCUGUUUCCAUUACAAUCACCACUGUGACUGACGUUUUAGCUUUUUAUAUUGGCAUUUGGACACCUUUUCGAUCUGUGCAGUCAUUUUGUGUUUACACAGGUACAACUGUUCUGUUCUGCUUCAUUUACAACAUUACAUUUUUUGGAGCUGUUCUCGCACUGAACGGGAAGAGAGAAGCCAGUAACAGACAUUGGCUGACGUUCAGAAAGGUUAAAAGUGAUCAUGAGCCAGGAGAAUCUAAAUGCUAUACAAUGUGUUGUGUAGGUGGGGCUUACGAUGAAGGAACAGGUGCAGAAUCAGAACAUCCAGUUUGCCUCUUCUUUAAGAAAUAUUAUGGUCCAUUCCUUACAAACCGGUGGACGAAGGCAAUUGUGGUUCUUCUGUAUGUUGGAUAUUUGACUGGCAGUAUUUAUGGCUGUUUAAACAUCGAAGAAGGAAUCGAUCUCAGAAAUCUGGCAUUUGAUGAUUCAUAUGUCAUUAAAUUCUAUGAUGAUCAAAGUGAUUUUUUCUCCAAGUAUGGACCACGAAUCAUGGUUUCUGUCACUGAAUCUGUGGAAUAUUGGAAUUCCACCAUUCAGGAUGAAAUUGAAAUCUGUCUGGAUAGAUUAGAAAGCAAUUCAUAUGUAGAUCGUAAUCUGUCGGAAUCCUGGCUUCGAGCGUAUGUUGAUAUUUCUAAACGUAAGCAGAUAGAUAUAAAGGAGAAAAAUACAUUCUUAGAAAACUUAUCUAAAUUCUUGCAAUCUGUUCCUUUAUUUAAACAAGACAUUGAAUGUUCAGAAAGUAACCAAACGAUUAUAGCCUCACGUUUUUUCAUUCAGACCAUUAAUGUCAAUAAUUCAGUUGCUGAGAAAAACUUGCUGAUUGAAUUAAGAAAGCUGGCACGGGAAUGUAAAAUCCCUUUGCUAGUGUAUCAUCCUGCAUUCAUCUAUUUUGAUCAAUAUCUUGUUAUUGUAUCCAACACAAUACAGAAUGUAGCUGUGGCUGCUGGUGCAAUGCUAUUUGUUUCCUUAUUAUUAAUACCUAAUCCAAUCUGCUCUCUGUGGGUAACAUUUGCUACUGCAUCAGUUUUAGUGGGUGUGGCUGGUUUCAUGACUUUUUGGAAUGUCAAUUUAGAUUCUAUAUCUAUGAUUAAUCUGGUUGUUUGUAUUGGUUUCUCUGUGGACUUUUCGGCUCAUAUUUCAUACGCAUUUGUUUCAAGUACCAAAGAAAGUGCCAAUGAACGAAGCAUUGAUGCAUUGUACACUCUCGGGUAUCCUAUCAUCCAGGGGGCUGUUUCAACUAUACUGGGUGUGGUUGUGUUGGCCGCUGCUGAAAGCUACAUAUUCAGGACAUUUUUUAAAAUCAUGUUUCUUGUCAUAACUUUUGGGGCAGCUCAUGGUCUCAUAUUUCUGCCUUUGUUUCUGACAUUUUGUGCAAAGUGCAGAAAGUCAAGCAGUGUAAAAUCAGGCAUGGCAACAAAAUUACCAGAAAAGAAUAACUAUGUCAAUGGACCAUCCAACGAAAAUUUUAAAAGCAACCCAAAUGCAAUUAGAGGAAGGUCAUCAACAUCCAAGGGCCAGGUUGCAGCCAAGAAGGAGCCCAAAAACUUCAUCUCUGGGGACGAAGCAGCCAGUGUCACAGAGGAUGCAUCAUCAUCUGCCUCGUCAUCCACCCCCACCAUCACAAUUACACCCACAUGCUCCAUGUAG